This is a messenger RNA of Seriola aureovittata, 1578 nucleotides long. RefSeq names its product phospholipase D family, member 6 (gene pld6). Gene Ontology annotation, biological process: piRNA processing. The transcript is spliced from 4 exons. Gene Ontology annotation, molecular function: RNA endonuclease activity producing 5'-phosphomonoesters, hydrolytic mechanism. The record is from RefSeq and is a predicted model, not a curated record. NCBI's taxonomy places the organism in Eukaryota, Metazoa, Chordata, Actinopteri, Carangiformes, Carangidae. The coding region runs from base 69 to 812 and encodes 247 amino acids. Gene Ontology annotation, cellular component: mitochondrion.
CACAAGUCUCUGUAUGAUAGAGACAAGAAUCAUGGAACUUUAUCAAGGAGAGCAGGAGCGAUGGGUGAAUGCCACUAAAGAGAAAAUAUGUGAGCAUAGUUGAGUGGAAAACAACUCUAGUCUGCUGCACCAAAUUGUUGAUAUCAGUGAUGUGGACCGUGAAGGUGGUUGGCCUGGGGGUGGUGGCCCUCUCUCUGGAGCUGCUUGCCUGGUUCCUUCGUCGCCGCAGGCCUGAGAGAACCCUGAAUGAGGUCCUCUUCUUCCCUUCAGAAAUGACCUGUGUGGAGCACUUCUUCCGUCCCUCUUCACCUCAUUCCUGUUUCUGUUCGUUGCCUCAUGGUAUAGAGACCUCUUUCGCCCGUCUUCUCCACCACCUCCUAUCUGCUACAUCCUCUCUGGAUUUGUGUGUUUUUGCCUUUUCGAACAUGGAUCUGUGCAGGGCUAUACUAGCCCUGCAUAGAAAGGGCAUUAUCAUCAGAGUCCUCACUGACAAGGACUAUACCGCCAUCACUGGCUCUCAGAUAGGGAUCCUCCGCAAGUCUGGGAUCUGUGUGCGGUGUGGCGUGGGCUCUGUGUACAUGCAUCACAAGUUUGCAGUGAUGGACCAUCGGCUCCUCAUCACCGGCUCCCUCAACUGGACGCUGACAGCAGUGCAGAGCAAUAUGGAGAACAUCGUUAUCACUGAGGAGCCAGAGCUGGUGCAACCUUUCAUCAAGGAGUUCCACAGGUUAUGGGUGGACAGUGAUCCAGCUCGAUACCACCGAUCAAUUGACCAAAAACCUGCUCAGUCAGAGCUCCUGAGAGAGCUUUGAGGUAGAAGGUGUGCAUCUAAAAGCUCUACAAUUAGCUUGGCCAGAAACUGCCUCUAGGAUCUGUUUUUUUUUUUUUUUUUUUUUACUGUGAAGAGGCUCUGUUACUCUAAGUUUUGGAAGACUUGUUCAUGUUAAAGAGAAGAUGUUACUGUACAACAUGACUGGAGUUUUAAGGCAUGUUUUUUCAAUAUUUCUAAGAGAACAGCUCUGAUUUUGAAAGAGACUGAUUUAUAAGAAGGAGUCUGGUUUAUGUGUUUCAUCUUUGUAUUUGUUUUAUUUUACUAUGUACAAAAACACUCCUGUUGAAGUGCUGCAGUAGUUGUACAGCUUGGCAGACAUAACACUAGGAUAAUAUCCACAACAUAGGGUUGGGCUGGUUUAAAAGAGAAAUUGUCUUGUUUUUGUUAGGUGAGAAUAUUUCUUACAUUCCUAAAUUCAAGUUUGUGUUUUUAUAUAUUGUCACAGGUUGACAGUGUUUAAUUACAGUUGUUUUAUUCAAAGAUUUCCACUAGUGACCAAAUUGAUCUUGUUUCUUCAUGGUCAUUACAUGAUGAAUAAUCUAUUAUGUGAUUUUUCCCUCUCAGAACUAAGGGGAAUAUGUAUGCUAGUUAGGAGCUUGAGUUUAAUACCUUUCCACAGUUCACGUUGUGCACAGUAUAACUCGAAAUUACACUGGCUGUAAAAAUCCAGUAUAUUGUUUAGGGUGUGCUACUGCAAUCUCAGGGACUAUAGGUUGCCAAGUACCAAUAAAAACUCUCACACUGCA